UGUGCACCACAGCAGAAUGGCUGCGAAUACCAGAUACGAGCCAGCUCCUCAACGGGACUCCUUUGAGGAGCGGGCAUACCCCCAGCCCCCGCCUUCUUAUCAGGCAACCGCCGACUACGCGCAACCUCGCAGCGAGGACGACAAUGUUCCCGAUGACUUCAAGUUCGGCGGUAUGGUUGCGGAGGGCACCCUGCCCAUCCGUAUGCAGUUUAUCCGGAAGGUCUAUGCGAUUUUAACGGCGCAGCUCCUGCUCACGACGAUCAUGAGCUCCAUCUCCUUCUUCAGCGACGGCUACCGCACCUGGAUCCAAUCGCACCCAUGGCUCAUGUUCGUGUCCGUCUUCGGCGCCAUCGGCUUCAUGCUCGCCACCUUCUGGAAGCGCAAAAGCUACCCGGCGAACCUCCUGUUCCUGACCGGCUUCACCGUCCUCGAAGCCUACUCCGUCAGCGUCGUCACCUCGUUCUACGACGCCCGCAUCGUCGUGCAGGCCCUCAUCCUGACCCUGGGCAUAUUCGUCGCCCUGACCCUCUUCGCCUGCCAGACCAAAUACGACUUCACCAGCUGGAUCCCCUACCUGUUCGGCGGCCUGCUGUUCCUGUUCAUGUUCGGCCUCAUGGCCAUGCUGAUGCACAGCAAGACCACCGAGCUGAUCUACAGCGGUCUCGCGGCGCUGCUGUUCUCCGCGUAUAUCCUGGUCGAUACGCAGAUGGUCAUGCGGCAUUAUCACGUCGAGGAGGAGAUUGCUGCCUCGAUCUCGCUCUACCUGGAUAUUCUGAACCUGUUCCUGGCUAUUCUGCGCAUCUUGAACAACCAGCAGAACAACUAGAGUUGCGGGACUGGCAGGUCCAGAGAAGAUAAAUGGAUCGUGAAUGGAUAUCGAUCUCCCACCCAAAUUCGGAAGGAAAAUACGACAUCAAUCAGCCUCAUGCGAAUGUGGAAUCCCUAGCCAGUGGCCAGUGUGCUUUGUCCGUUUGGUACGGGGCCCGAAACUUGAUUGACAGACGGUUUGCCCGGGAGGCGUUUUGAUAAGAUCCUUCCUUUUCUGCUUUUUCUUUUUUUUCUUCAUUCGACUCCGAUUACUAUCGUGCUUUUUUCCUGGCCUGGUUGUCUCAUACGUUUCGUGGUUCUUUGUUCUCGUGUUUUUCAUUACUUGUAGCGCUGCCUUUAUCAUCACACAUCGUCCACUCUUGAUUACUAUCGCUGCUUAUUAUUUGAGUUCGAACUCAU
This is a messenger RNA of Aspergillus steynii IBT 23096, 1227 nucleotides long. RefSeq names its product Bax inhibitor-1 family protein. Gene Ontology annotation, cellular component: membrane. NCBI's taxonomy places the organism in Eukaryota, Fungi, Ascomycota, Eurotiomycetes, Eurotiales, Aspergillaceae. The record is from RefSeq and is a predicted model, not a curated record. The coding region runs from base 17 to 826 and encodes 269 amino acids. The transcript is spliced from 3 exons.